AUGACUUCUGACUUGCCAGGAAAAGCCUGUACAGUUGAGUGCCUAGCAGAACUAAGCCAGGGCUGGGCAGAAGGCAGAUUUCGGCAAGUCUCUCUGACUCUCAAUUGUCUAACAAUGAGCAUUUGUCUUGCAUUCAUUCUGAUUUGCUUAUGGAGUGUUUAUACAUCUUCCUGUUAGUCAUUUGUUCAUCCCACACUUUCCAAUGCAUUUUCUUGUCAAUUUUACAAAACUUAAUAAGUUAUAUUCCUUUUUAAAGUUGAUAUAUUGCACUAAGGCAACAGAGUCCUUUAACCCACUAACCACAUAAAUCUAAAGUUCCAGCAUGGAUAUGAAUCAUUCCCAUGAAAAAGUGACAGUGUGGAAGCCCCCAGAUUGGUGGGCUUCAGGGUUCCUGGAGAAACCAGUAGAUUCUGCAAGCUUGAAGUCUGCCCACCCCUUGUGUAACCCACCAAGACUUGGGCUGUGUACACACUCAUGUUUACUCUGCAUCCAGUGUGCUCCUACCAUUGGUUUGUGAAGCAUUGUACACACAACAUUAGUCACAAUCCGUAUCUAUCCUUUAUCAUGAUGUUACUUAGGAAACAGUGCAUUUUGAUGUAUCUCCCUGCAAACCAGCUUUUAUCUCAAUUCAGAAAAGAGGGGGACCUAGCUGCAUUUUAAGCCAGUAACAUGAACAUGUCCUAAACAACAAAAGUGGAUUUUACCCUUGUUCUUCUCUCCUAAUUUUCUUUGUAAUUCUUGCCAGAUAGUUCUCCUUUUAUUCGUUCUCUCCUAGCACAGUUCUUUCUUACUGUGGGUUAGAAAUACAUGUAAUGGACUCGUUAUAAGCAUCUUUAGAAUCUUGCAUGCAUUUUUUUGAGGUCAAAUCCUAGUACCCAGCCUCAAAAAUGAAAGGUUGUCAUGCUGGCUUGAUCACUUAAAAGAGUACUUAUCUGGAGUUUGCAUCCACUUAGCAGCUAGGGUUGGGCUCUAGCAGGUAUCUGCCCAAUUUAUAGUACACCCAGCUUAAGCAGCAUAGGUUCUCACAGCAGACGGAAAGCAGGAGUCGCUGCAUGCAGAUGCAUCUCUAGGAGUUUCUGCAAGGUUUGGAAUGGACUCUGGGGUUUGCAUUGGGUUCAAGGGGGGCUGCAGGGUAGUAGGAAGGGUCUGGGCUGCUGCUUACUGUUGCCUAGAUAGAUAUGGAUGCUGAAUUGUGGCACUUAAGUGGUAGGUCUUGAUCAAAUAGGAGGUGCAGCUAGGAGUGUCACAAUUAUGUCUAGAAAGUAAUGGACUGACGGUGAGAUGCAAGGAAAAGAGAAUUCACUUUAGAUUGCUGCAAAUGCAAGCUCUAACUCACCUGUGGGGGAAUUUUGCAUCCUCCUGACCAAGCCAACCACUCCCUCUAUGCUUCAGUUCCUUGUUUUCAAAAUGGGAAUAACAGUGAUUUAUCACUAAUGGUAGAGGAGAAUAAAUAAGGAUUUCAGAUACUAUGAAUUACACUUCCCUGUAGGCCAGUGGAAACUAAUGUGGUGUUCUGCAGGUGUUGUAGACUCCAAAUCCCAGUGGUCAGGGAUGAUGAAAGUGAACAACUUAUGGAGGGCACCAUGUUAACUACCCUUAGUUAGACCCUAGAAUCCCAGGGAAAGGCUUGCUGUGAUCCUCCUCCUCAGCCUAGUGUGCAGUGGCCUUCUGCCCUCUUGCCAGCAGAGAACUUAGGCAACAGAGAGCCACGUCCAAAGUGUGGCUUCAUGUAGGCAGCCAUGCUUUUCUUGCUUUGUCCCUCUUUCCAGGCUCUCACCCAUGGCAUCUUGCUUCUCAAAGGGGCUAUUUGUGGGCAGCAUGGGUGGGUGCCAGCUCCUUAUACAAGUAUGUGGUGUGUUUGUCAUCAGUACGAGCUGGGUAGAAAUACGAUUUAAUAUGGUGGAUUGAUUACCACCAAGGAGCGUGGUUGGUUGCAGCUCUGUAUCCAGCAGCUGGUCAGGGAGAAGGCAGAAAUUGUGGUUUCCUCGAUCAUCCCUUUCUAAUCACAAGGUACGCACACCCUCCAUUUUAGAGCUGAGGAAAGAACUCAGCCUUUCAUGUGUGUAGACCCUGGCAGUUCCUCAGUUUGAGACUGGUGGGGAAAAGAAAAGUUAUCCUUCCCUUUCUCUUUCUCUUUCUCUCUCUCUCCCCUCUCAACUAGUUUCUUCUGCAUCAAGGCUGUUUGCUUGGUUCAUCCCUGUUCCAGAAGGCAAACCCUGUGGGUGCUGACUUGUCAAACAUUGGAAGAAAACUAAGCCCAGUGAGGAGAGUGGUUCCAUCAGGUUUCCAGAGAAGAAGGGCUGUUUUGUUUGUUUUUUAGUGUGUGCGUUUUUAAGGAUUUGGAUUCAGCACAGGAUUUCUUGAAGAGGUGCAAGAGCUAGCAAAGUAAGAAGCUGCACAGAAGGGAGCAGGUCCUGAAUAUCACAAAUUCAUGUACCAAACUCAUAAUUAGGCUGCAGUUCCCAAGCCAAGCCUUGAAGGCACACAUUCAUUUUGUAUAUUUGGUAUGGUGUGCGUUUUAAAAUUGUAACCUGCAUUGAGCCCCUGGGGUGGGUAGGCUAGAAAAACAAAUGAUGACUAAUCAGACUCCUGUCCUGACAAGGAGCCCCCAUUUUCUGUACAUGAGCUCUUAUCUUUAGGUUCCUUUGGCCAAACUUGGCCCUCCAGAUGUUUUGGGACUACAACUCCCAUCAUCCCUAGCUAACAGGACCAGUGGUCAGAGAUGAUGGGAAAUGUAGUCCCAAAACAUCUGGAGGGCCAAGUUUGGCCAUUCCUGGUUACAGCAUUGUGUUUGGUUUGUUUCUGUGCUAGUGGUAAGUGCUGGUCAUUGGACCAGGGAAUUUAGAGCAUCACCCGCUUGAAUUUGUUCAACCAGUGAGAUCCUCAGCAGAGACGCUGCACCAUGUCCUGCCACCAUCAGGCGGGGGGUUGGGUGGGUGGAUGACAUAGGGCAAGGCCUUUUGGGGAGGCCUUAGCGCAGCAGUCAGGCUUUAGAGCUCCCUCCUCCAGGACACUCCUCUCAUUUUUGUGUAGGACACUUUCUGCCCACCUCUUUACAAAUUCCCUACUGAAAUAAACCCUUUUUCUUCUCACAAGCUUGAGUGACGCCCCAAUGCUCUUGCUAAUGCUGCAAUGCCUAUAUAAUGCUUAUAUGGGAAUGCGGUAAAUUUAAUAUAACUCACUUGGACUCAUUUCUGAGCAGGCACAUGUAGGGUUAUGCUGCAAGGGCUUCCAAACCUUCCCUUUUUGUUUCCCAACCUUUCACAUUUUACCUUUCAUCCGCACUUCUUCUGCUUCUACAUUAUUUCAAUCACUUUCCAGGACUGUUCUAUCUCAGGUCCUUUGAGUUGCCAUGCUGCAUGUUAAAUUUACUUCCUUUCCCCUGACAAUUAGGAGGGAAUGCAACUGCAAGCACCCUUCAGCCAGCCCAGCCUCUCACCCCUCCCAUCUCACCCCUCCCUCCAGCUUCUGAUGCCAAGCAAUCAAAGAAGAGUCUACCUUUAGGAGAGAUGUAAAAGGUCAGCACAGAGGCACUUAGGUAUUUAGAAACCUGUGGGGGCUGUCAGAGCAGCCUUCUCUUCUCUUCUCUUCACCUUGCCUAAGAGCUGCUUCCCAGGUGGAAUUUGGGGAUAAUUGCUAAGGGAGUCUGUGCUCUUUGGAUUGCUUCUCCCCUGCAAUUGCCCUCACUGAGGGCGAAGCCAAAUCAGCUGAUAACCUUUUGCACAGGUUAGUGUUAAAACCGGUUAAAUUGUGCCCUGCUCCUGCAUCCACUUUCUGUUCUGCUUGUGAAAUUUUGGUUUCAUGGAUGUUGCAAAACUAUGUCUUCUUUAACUAUUCUUUGCUAUGAAAACAGACAAUCAGAAAUGUUUUGCUUACAGUGAGAUCUGCUUUGUGGUGUAGCUUGCCUGCAUGAAGGUCUGGAAAGGAGAAGCGGAACUUGCUUUCUCCUUCUUAAAGACUAGUAUGUGAUCAAGGUGACAGAAAACCAGAGGUGUUUUGCCCCAGUGAAUUGUUUGGAGUUGUAGGCUUUCUCUGUCAUUGCAGUCCACCAAACAGAAAUCUGGUCCGAAAUCCUAUCUCAUCAAUGGACUUGCUAGAUAACCAUGAGUGUCAUCCUCUCUCCGCCCUUAGCUGGCUAGUCAUACAAUGAAAUAUUUAUAGCCACCUCUGGGAUGUUGUGAUGAAUGAAAUAAUAAAAGCCACCCUAUAAAUGGGCAGGCAUAAUUUAAUCAAGAUUGUACUGUAAUCUUUUUUUUAAAUUAAAAAAUAUGAAAGUAGAUAGAAUAACUACCCUGGACUGGUAGGGGUGUAAAUGAUGAUUUGCAACCCAAUUCUAUACAUGAGCAGUGCAAUCAUAUAUUUACAGUGCAAUCUUAAACAUGCCUAUACAGAAAAUCCUUGUUAAAUGUAUAUAGGAUUACUGCCUUAUAACUUGUUAUUUAAUAAGUAAUUAUUUAAUCAGUUCUGCGGCAUCUUGGAGUCUCUCACAUAGCCCCCUGUUGUUCGUGCUAUAACAGACUUAGCACAGGUACCCCACAGGGCUUUGUUCAGUAAAUUAUGACUCUUUUGUAACAAUAUGGGAACAUGUAUAAACUUUGUCCCAGGUGGACAGACCUUUGUAACAGAAGCCAGGCAUUAACAGCUGUAAUCCUUUAACAGUUGCUUUUAAUGUUAUGUAACAGCAAACUGGUUAAUAAACUAAACUUUUUAUUUAAAACCUGAAUGUGUUGAAACUGAGUGUGGGAAUCUGAACUUUUUAAAAGAUGGUUACUAGGGUGGAUUAGAGGGUCGAGGCUCUGCUACUGGCUUUGCGAGGAGACUUUCAGGGAAGCAAAGAGAGACUAAUAGUUCCUUAGCAGGAACAUGUCUUUAAAAAAAAAUGACUUCCCACAAUUGUGGGUCUUUUUUUAACACUAUGUAUGUGUGAUUAGACUAAAUGUGACCCACCUAGAGAAGGAACUGGCAAACCACUCCAGUAUUUUGCCAAGAAAACUCCAUGGACAUAAAAAAGGAGAAGCUUUGAGAAGAAAGUGAGAGUUUCCAAGGCAUGCUCUGGUUCAUGGGGUCACAACUAAACAACAAUGUGUGAUCACUUUUUUAAAAAUAUGUGCAUUGCAUAUCAAUUUGGAUCUCCCAUUCUCUGAUGCUCUAUACAGAACUCUUACCUGCAGCUAGAAUUCUGUUUUCACUCUGAUUCGAGUCCUAGAAUCAUCUGGAGUCUCUUCUCCUGAGAAAGUUUUGGGACUCCCAACAUGAUUGCUUGACAAGCAAGCCUGUUGGCUGAAGUGCUACCUCAGUUCCAGCUCUAAGUACUUAAGGGCCAUCUCAUCUUCUAAAAGUAGUGUUUUGGCUCGAAGACACUUUUCUCCCACACAUAGUUAUACUGUAUUCUCCUUCACACACCCCUCCUUAUUUUUCUUCUUCUUCCCCCUGGUAGUUGCUCUGCUUGCAUGGAAAGUCAAACAAAAUAUUUGGGCAUUUGUUGCCAGCCGAACCUCUGUCAGUGGUCACAGCCAGCCUUAGAUCUUGGAAGGGGGGGAGGGGCUCCCAGCAUUACUCAUUAAUGAAAGAGCUCAUUUAGAUAGCCUGGGAAGUGGGUCUCUUUCAAAGGCCUUGCCUAGCAUUGUUAAGCCAGGAGAGUUUGAUUGCAGUUUGCACAGCCGGGGAUUUGAUUUCUCAAUUCACCUUGGAAAAAUAAGCAGCAGCAUAGAAUCUCUCAAUGGAAUGCACCAGAUUAAAAAUUGUUACUAGGCCAUGCCUGGUGAGGAUAUGCCACUAACUGGAUUACGGUGUGGGUGGGUGUUUGGGAAUGAUUGGCCUCCAUCAAAGUACAUUUUGGCAAGCCCUUCAUGGUCGACUGGACUGUUGUGCAAUCUCCAAGGAGUGACUAGUUUCCCCAGGAAAUAAAGCAAAGAGGCAAUACCUCUAAUCUAAUGUUGCCCACCACCCCAGUCUCCAAGCAGUGCAACAUCCCAGGCACUUACCCAGAGUUCAGUUUCCUUGGAAUGAGGGAUAGCAAAGAUUUUGUUGUCUUUAUGAUAUAUGGUUUAUUUACUCAUAUAUACAACCUGAGCCUAUGUUGGAGGAGCUCAUAGUAUUAAUACCCCAAGAGGGUCAUGCUUUUCCCAUAGCCACUGCCUUGGAUCCCAGCAGAAAUCAGGCAUGGCUCUGUCUCUCAGCUGCCCAGCCUGCUUCCUCCUUCUAGCUUCUAGCUCACACACACAGCUCUGACUUUUGUCUUUCUAACUAACAGACAGUUAAGGGAGGGGGCCUCACCCAUCUUCUAUCUGGCACAGAGCCAUUUCCUUUGCUGCCUUUAGGACCCAUUAAAAAGGUAAAGGUACCCCUGACCAUUAGGUCCAGUUGUGGACGACUCUGGGGUUGCGUGCUCAUCUUGCUGUAUAGGUCGAGGGAGCCGGCGUUUGUCUGCAGACAGUUUUUCUGAGUCAUGUGGUCAGCAUGACUAAGCCGGUUCUGGCGAACCAGAGCAGGGCACGGAAAUGCAGUUUACCUUCCCGCCAGAGCGGUACCUAUUUAUCUACUUGCACUUUGACGUGCUUUCGAACUGCUAGGUUGGCAGGAGCAGGGACCUAGCAAUGGGCGCUCACCCAGUUGCGGGGAUUCGAACCUCCGACCUUCUGAUUGGCAAGUCCUAGGCUCUGUGGUUUAGACCACAGCGCCACCCGUGUCCCUUUAGGACCCAUUACCAAGGGUCAUUACCCAUAAACUUGUCUGGCUAUUCCAGCAUUUAGAUCCUUGUUGGAUUCAAGAAUUAGAAGGGAUUCAGGCAUACAGACUACCCCCCCCCAAAAAAAACAAGAACAUGUCACAACAAUAACAUUCUUCUGAAGUCUCAGUUACCAUUCAAAAUGGGUUGGUAGUUAGGAACAUAUGAAGUUUCCUUAUACAGUGGUACCUCGGGUUACAUACGCUUCAAGUUACAUACGUUUCAGGUUACAGUCUCCGCUAACCCAGAAAUAGUACCUUGGGUUAAGAACUUUGCUUCAGGAUGAGAACAGAAAUCGUGCUCCGGCGGCGCGGCAGCAGCAGGAGGCCCCAUUAGCUAAAGUGGUGCUUCAGGUUAAGAACAGUUUCAGGUUAAGAACGGACUUCCAGAACGAAUUAAGUACUUAACCCGAGGUACCACUGUACUGAGUCAAACCCAUUGGCCCAUCUAGCUUAAUAGUGUCUACACUGUUGACUGGGGAAUGACUCCCCAGUGUUUCCAACCAGCAGUCUUUCCCAGCCUUACAUGAGGAUACCGGGAUUGAAUUUGGGAUCUUCCACACAUGCUCUGUCACUGAACAACAGCCCUUCCCUUUUAUCUGUGGAAACUACAGCAAACGCCUUUGAGAGAUACUACGACUCAAAGCUUUUGCAUAAGAUUUGCUUGACUGCAGCUUAUUUUAUGAGAUGUAACACCGUUAUUGGCAAAAACUCAUACUAAAAUAAGCCAUGCAAGAUACUUAAAUCAAUUUAGAAGAUUUCUUAGAAGCAUGCUGACCCACUACCAACUAGCUGCACACUUGAUCCCUCUGAUCUGAAGCAGAAGCUGAAAAAUUGGCAGGGUCCCCACAGUCAAAACAAGGGUCUGUUAUGGAAGACUCCACAGUUAUACACUUUUUGUGUGUAUAGCUGUACUGCUUUCCGUUCAUUCAGCCGAGUCCUAAUCAUAAAACCAGGAGUGUGGGAAACUUUUCAUCAAACACUCCUAAAGUUUCAGUAUUCUCAAAGUCCCACAAAAAGUGAAGGUAACUUUGUUGACCCAUAAGAAAGAAAUUAAAAAUCUAUGUUAGGGCAAUAGUUUUCUGAGGCGAACCAAAAUGUCACAGAGCAUUGUGCAAACUUUACCAUUUAGCCAGAGAACUCAAAGGCUGGCCACUAUGUUGUGGCAUAUCAGUUGGCUAAUAUGGAUCUUGGGACAUUCAAUAUGAUAACGUUUAAUAUAAUAACUACUUACUUUGUAACUUGGUAAUCUGCUCUUUGAAGGGAAUGUUUAGUGUUGUAACAACGCAUUACAGCACUUACAGUUAUAUUUCAACUGUGAAAGUUCUCAAACUCUAAAACGGAGGUCAUUCCAGUACUUACACUGUUGUGCAGGAGGGCUGGAAUAAUACAAAAUGUUUGAGAGUCAGUUGAUAGCAGGCAUAGGCAAACUCGGUCCUCCAGAUGUUUUGGGACUACAGCUCCCAUCAUCCCUAGCUAACAGGACCAGUGGUCAGGGGUGGUGGGAGUUGUAGUCAUAAAACAUAUGGAGGGUCGAGUUUGCCUAUGCCUGGUUUAGAGGCUAGGUAUGCUACAUGCUGUAUGUUUUUUUGCUAAUUUUGAGGCAGCACCUGGCCCCUACCACUGUCACCCAACCAUGGAAUAGAAGCUUUCUACACACACACACACACAGAGAGAGAGAGAAUCCACAGGAGAUAAGAGUUCCCUUUUGUCAGUAGUGCUGUCAAGGCAGCACAUUGAGGUGGAUGUCUAUCAAGUAGUACACAUUAUCAUCUAAAAGCCCCAUGCACACACACAAGAACAUUAAGGCCAAAGUCUAAGAUUACCCAACUGCACCACUAUGUUGUGUGAAGAACAUACAAGAUUGAUGACCCCCUUAUCUAUGGAAAGGAGUGCUGGAUGAAGAGGGAGUUUAUGCAUGAUCUCCUUUUUUUUUUUUUUUGUAAGAUAUUUAUUAAGAUUUUCAAGAAAUUACAAAAUAGAAAAGAAAUAAGAAAAAUAGCAAAGAAAAAAAAGAUACAAAAAAACCAAAAAUAAAAAUAGUUUAAAAACAAUUCAGUCAUCACAUAUUUUCCUUUUACUUAUUUUUCGGACCUCCUCGCGCCUUCCUUCUCUGUAUUCCAGUUCAAAUUGUUAUUUCAGCAGGGACUUCCGGGUUAGCGCCAUCGCCGAAUGGCGGACUCCCUCCGAGCUCCGGAGGGAGUCUGCUCGGCAGGGGCUGGGUCCUACCGCGCCGGCGACGCGGGGACCCUUAAAAACCACGGGCACGGAGUCCGUGGACAUGGGUGACUCGGCUUGCACCAUUAGCGCCCUCCCGACUCGUGAAGGAGCCUUUUAAAGGCUUCGGAUCGGGUGCCGGGAGUGGCGUGGUGCUUUGAGUCCACUGCUUUCCCUGCCGAGCGCAGCCGCAUGCCAUUCGACGGAGAGCGCUGACUUCUUCUAUUGAAAAUUUGGACUAUUAACAACAACCCGUGAGUAAUUGGGAAACCGGGUUCAAAAUUUUGGAUUUGGCACGAGCGGGGCGAUUUAAAAGGAAGUCAAUCCCCCCCCCUAUUGUAAGCAUUCCAAAACAAGGACUGGGUAACCAAGGUCCAAAGGGAAGUAUGUCUCUGAUAAAAAUCAUUAAUUUCACGAUGGGAAAUUAUAAGAAAUGUGCUGGAGGAGAAGAGUGGAGGGUGAGAAGAAAAAUGCAACCCCCCCCCUGGGAACCGGGGCGAUUCGUGGAGCCUGGUGAAGAGAGACGGAGACUUUGACAGCUGUCAAAGUGGCUGUCAAAGCUGGAGAAUAUAAAGAGGACUUUGAUGAGGACCUUGCUGGUUAAUUUUGUUACAAUUUGCUAUAAUAUGGAUAUAAACUGUUGGAAAAUAAGCAACAAUUUGACUUUUGGAUUAUAUGAUACAAAGUUAUUACAAUCCCCCUAUAGGGGUUUCGGGAUACUACAAGAACGGUCGUAAGUGGAAAAAUACCCUGGGAUUCGCACAGGAUUUGUUAUCUUCUGGGAAAGCUGCAAAACUGAAAGAGUAUUUUGUCUACAGAGGAAGACAAUGGAAUUUUUAUUGAAGAAAGAAAGGGACUGGACGUAAGUUUUUGUUCCUGAAUAACAAACCUCUGCAGAGACACUAGAUUUCUGAAUUAGAAAGUUUUAGCAGCUGAACAGGACAAGAAACCUGAGAAAGUGAGGAAUAAGAAGAAUAAAGGACUGAUUACGACACGGAAAGAACAACGGGAGGAGUGGUAAAGAUCAAGGAAAUUAAAGACCUUUGUUAGAUUGGACAUUUGAAGUCAAAUAUUAUUUAAAUUAAUAAACUAAAAGAAAACCGGCAAGAUGGAAUUGGGGAGAAAUCUGGUCAUGAAAUGAGACUUCCAAGCUGAUAAUGUAUAGACUGAUGGACAUGGGAAUUCAAACCGGGAAGGGGGGAGAUUUGAAAUCCAAAGGCUGUGUAACCAUUUUUGAAUUUUUCUAUAUCUCUUAUUUUCUAUUUCUUUACAUAACUUACGCAUGUUAUUUUACUUUGAUCGGACGUGUUUAAAAAAAAGGGAAUUUGUGGAAGGAACUGGGGUGGAUCUUGGGGAAAAUCUUUUUCUUUUUCUGUUAAUGAUGUGGGACGGUGGUAAGAUUUGUACAAUUCAAUCUGGAUAGUGGGUUAAACAAAUUAAGCUUUAAAUUGGGAGUGAGAGCUUGUAGAACCAAAUUAAGGAAAGGGGAAUACAAUUGGGGGGGGGGGAGUCCCAGAAAGUAGGGAAUGAAAGUAAGGUUUUUAAAUAUCUUUUUUCUUUUGUCUUUUUUCUUUGUAUUUUUAUAUUUCUGGAAACUUUAAUAAAUAUGAUUUAAAACAAAAAAAAAAAAAAAAAAACAAAUUGUUAUUUCAGCAGAUCCUUCCCCUCUUUCAAAUCCUUUCCCUAAUUCAUAAUAUUCUGUCUUCACAUUACCUUAGUCUGUUUUCAUAUUAUCAUAUAUAUAUAUAUAUAUAUAUAUAUAUAUAUAUAUAUAUGAAAAAACCUUAAAGUUUAGAACUUAAAUCUUAAUUUUUACCAACUUCUCCUAACCAUAACAUUCUUACCUAAUUCUUUAGACAUUUUCAUAAGAGCCAAAUGGUUUCAUUUCAACAUUUUCCUAAUAUUCAUCAAUUUUAUAAAACAGUCCUAAUGAUAAAAAUAAGAAAGUAAACAAUCCAGUCUUCAUCCAGCAUCCCUUCCUCCUGGUCCCGGGUUUUGUCAGUCCUUUUUAUCCUAUUAAUCUAGCACAUUAACCUGGUAAUCUUAUAUCCGAGGCCCUCAAGUCUCUUCCAUGUCCCUUCCGCUGCUCUUCUUCAUAUUUUCCUUUUAUUCCUGGGAACUCCAGCUUGGUGAUGUUUUUGACCCUUUUCAACAAAAAAGUCCCUUUUCCAUAGUCCAGUCCAGACUCAGUGUAGUAUUUAAAAACAUGUUCCAGAUUCCCUUCAAAGUUAAGAGCCCCAAACAUCUGACGGCCCCUUUCCAGACUUGAGAAGUCCAAAUCCUUCCGAAUCUGGUCUUUUCCAAGUUCAUUUGUCAAAUCCAAAAAUUUAUAUUCCUGCUGGGCCGGAGCUCCUUCUGUCUCUGGUGCCCAAGAUUCAGCAAAAUCCUCUUCUCUCAACUGUUCUGUCAUGGCACGCUCCUGUUUCAAUUCCUGGGUGGGCUCCAUAUAGUUUCCCACUACCUGUUCAAAGGUUCUGGCCGCUUUAGUCAUCAAAUCCGUCUUCUGGCUUAACUGAUCCAAUAGGGCAUUUAUUUUGCAGAAAGCACCCAACAGUGCUUCUGCAGACAUUGUCCUGCAAGGUCACAUACCCUUUCCCACGGUUGUAAUCAGUGGCAGCUGCAAGUUCCCAGGGAUUAGUUACAAUUUCACAAUUCUCCUCUAGGGGGAAAACCUUCUGAUUGUUCUUUCUCUUAAAAACAAUAGCAACAAAGUCUAUUCUUUAAGAUAUUUUGUCCAUAUUUGUUCUUUUAAAAUGCGAAAGGAGGCAAUGGAGUCACUAUGUUUUUCUUCUUUUAACUAUCUGUCAAAAACAUUUGUUUCUGGUCAAUGAGCUUCAAACGUCAAUUCUGACACCCCGCUCCAGGAUCAGGAUGGGGGAAAAUUACUUUGCUUUAAAUUCACUUCUGCAGGUUUAAACGUCUCAGAAAAGAGAUCCCCCUUCUUCUCCUGCUACCGAAGGGGGAUUCAGCGAUUUUAAAUGGUGAAAGUCAAUCCUUUGAAAGUGAUUCUUAAGGCUCUAUUUUGCUUUGUCUUUGCUUUGUUCUGGCUACAGGGAAACGGAAGGCUGACUUCCUGUUUAACCUUUCCGUUUCAGUACCAAAUUAAGGUGAAUUUUUAAGUCCAAAUUCCUUUCUAUUUCGCCAGUUCUUAUUUAAAGUUCAAAUAUUCAAUGUUCCAGUACUCACGGUUGGUUAUUUUAGAUGCCUAAUUGUCCCAGGAAAAAGGCAGUGGUCUCCGGCAACGGCUAUGCGGCUUCGCUCUGCUGAAAAAGCGAUUGACUCACAGCACCGCACCACUUCCCCCUCUUCGCUUCGGAGCCCGUUUGUGGGUUCCUUUGCGGGUUGGGGGGGCGCUGAGGGUGCCCGCCGAGUCCCACGGUCACAGGCUUCAUCCGCCUGUGAUUUCCAGAAGGGUCCCCGCUUCGCCGCAGCGGAAAAGACCCGUUUCAUGCGCAGCUGGUCCCUCCAGUUCAGAGGGAGUCCGCCAUUGCCGGUGGCGCCACCCCGGAAGUCCAUGCAUGAUCUCACUCCUGGGGUUGUUGAAGCACCCAUAAGCUUUCUACAAGGCAAGCUGUGAGGCUACAUAUGUACACUGCAUUUAAAGCACAUGACAUCCCCCCAAGAAUCCUGGGAACUGUAGCUUAUCACCCACAGAGCUACAAUUCUUGGCAUCCUUAUCAAACUAUGGUUUCCAGGAUUCUUGGGGGGGUAUUGCUUUAAAUAUAUGGUGUGUUCGCAGCCAGAGAUGGUGCUGCUGAUGUAGAUAUUUGAAAUGAUUUAAACUCUAAUUCUGCUCCUCCCCACACUGCAGACCCACUGUCUCUCUCUGCCUGGCUGCACCAUGACUGUCACAUACACAGCCCGCGUGGCCAACGCUCGUUUUGGUGGCUUCUACAAACUACUGACCCUCUGGCGUGGAAGCAUCUACAAGUUGCUCUACAAGGAGUUCUUGGUCUUCUCUCUUUCAUACCUGGGACUUAGUGUUACAUAUCGGUAAGUGGGAACGUGGAAGAACAGUCUCAUAUCUACCCUAAAUGACCUUUGGUGUGUCAAACUCGCGCCACCAAAAUUCAGGGCUCUUCAAAUAGUUACCACUUGGAUCCACUCUCUAGAAAUACACUAAUUUCCCAAGAGAAGGCAUAGUUUUCCCUUAGUGGUGUCUUUAAAUUAGAAACCUCAUAGAAAAAUUGUUUGUUCAGGAGCAUGCCUUUAUUUGGCGGGAUGGAGGACAGUGUUUGGCAUUUUGAUUGGCAACUUGUUUUGGUGGUUUUUUUAAAUUUUGCACAGCCCUUGUAACAAACUUGGUCUAACCAGCCAAAGUUGAAACUUAACACACUGGAGUGGGAUGGGCAGGACAUAUAUAAAUAUGGCAUUGCCCAGCCCCACCCCCUUUCACAACUGUAAUUAUGCUGUAGAACCCACUCUUUCUGGGUUCUGCUGGCUGCACACUGCCUCCUCUCCAAGUUCAAAUUGCACUUCUCCACUUCUCAACCCCAGAUCAGGGUGACUGAUUUGCUACUUUUGAAACCCUUGCUUAGUUUUGGGCACUUUGCUAUCCUGCUGACGACUAGAGAGGACCUCCUGUGAGCAGCAGAUCUGGAGUGGCAUCAAUUCAGCUCACAGUUUGGGCAGUCACCUUAUUGCACACACCACUCACUUAUAGCAGAAGUGUGUGUGUGUGUGUGUGUGUAUAUAUAUAUAUAUAUAUGUGUGUGUGUGUGUGUGUGUGUGUGUGUGUGUGUGAUAUACAACCACCCAUUUAUGUGAGUCAGCCUAGCUCUUUGCAUAUAUUAUGUAUGAUACAGAAGUCCUCAGCUCCCAGCAGUUGUGUGAUUCUAGCACUCUGGUGCAGUCUUUGCCAACCUGGUUGUCCAUCAGCUGGAGCUGAUGGAAGUUGCAGACUCCAAAUGUUUUGGGGACAACCAGGUUGGCGAAGGCUGCUCUGCUGUAUAAAGUUGCUGCAGGAUUUAUGUCCUGUCCAAUCAUAACGUUUUUUAAAACAACCCUCACUUGCCCUUCAGAAUGCAUUUAGAUUCUCCCCUUACAAGCAGGUGGCUCUCAGCAAAUGUGCUGCCAACCCCCUUGGGAAAUAUGCAUCCUUCUUAAUCCUUCUCUCAUUCUUAUUCCCACCUCUAGCUUCGUCUUAAGUGAGACUCAGAAAAGGGACUUCGAAAAGGUGGUGAUUUACUGUGACAACUAUGCCAAUCUCAUCCCUGUCUCCUUUGUCCUGGGUGAGAUGCUUGAACGCCAGCUCCUUUCCUAAAGGAGGACAUGCUCUUUCCUUAUCUAUGUGCCCGUCCCAACGCUGGCUUCCAGGGCAGAACCUUCUUCCAUGCCUAAUCCAAUUUACUGCUUGGCCUUUGAGUACUGCAAGGGUGUCAGACUAUAAUACAGGCUCAACUUUUAAGCAUUAGAAAUGCUUCUGGUUUAGACUUGGGUGCGAUAGGACUCAUUCCCCCCCCCCCCCAGUCUAUCAAAGCAACAGUAUGGUGAUAAUAGGGUAUUAUGGACUUUAAUUAUUUCAUCUGGAAACUGGGUAGAGUAUGGGUGACUUGUGCGUGUUAUACUCAGCAGCUAACUUCUACAAUUAGGCCUGGUGGAGCUCAGAGCUCUCUGAAAGCCAGGAAGAGCAGCCCAGGACACUCCAUGUCCUUGAUCCUGAACAUAUUGGCAAUGAGAGAAAGGAACUCUGCACGUGCUCGGGGUAAUGUCAUGUGUACUGGCAGCAAGCAAACUCUCUUCUCUGAGCAAUAGUCCUUAUAUGUAGCCAAAAUGGCACCACCCAUACACAGAAAAGGGGAGGUAUCAAGCAGGCAUGCUGAAGUAUAGAAAGGAAACCUCAGAGGAGGGGACAUCCCAAAAUGGCCCAGUGAAGACUGAGUGUGCCCAGUGGGUAUUGAAUGCUGAGGGGGAUCUAAAAACAACACAGUGGGCAUGGAAUGCUGUCUGCCUGUUGUGGGCUUUUUUUUUUGGGUGGGGAUAUAAGAAAAUCAGUGGGGAGAAUAGAAUGGAGGGACUGGAAAGCUGAACAGAGGCAUUCCAUACUGCAAUGUUUUGUGGCCAGUUUCUCUUGCACUUACUAUUUAAUGUUGCCAGAACCGAGCUCUGUCUUUCAUAAUGUGUGAGCAGGGGGCGUCCUCAGUCCUGGUUCAAGUGAAGCAUUCCUGUUUUAUCUCAGAGUGAGGCUGCCUGACUUAGCAGCAUGCCGUGGGGCAGAAUUCUAAUGCAUCCCCUCUCCAUCUCCUGGGUUCAUUUAGGGUUCUAUGUGACACUGGUGGUGAACCGCUGGUGGAGUCAGUACACCUGCAUGCCUAUGCCAGACCGCCUGAUGUGUGCCAUCUCUGGGAACGUGCACGGCACUGACGAGAAGGGGCGCCUUUACCGGCGAACUCUCAUGCGGUACUGCAGCCUUUCUGCUGUCUUGAUUCUUCGCUCAGUCAGCAUUGCUGUGUUCAAGCGUUUCCCCACCAUAGACCAUGUGGUGGAGGCAGGUGAGUGCAGAAGGGAGACCUUUUUCCCCACUAAGCCAGUGGUUUUCAACCAGUGUGCCGUGGCACACUGGGGUGCCUUGAAUGAUGGGCAAGGGUGCUGUGGGUAACACUGGCCUCCCUCCCUCCCUCUUUCUUUCCCUCCCUCUUCUAGUGCCCUCUUGCGUUUCUGCCUCCCAAAGGCUUGCACAGCUGUUUAUUGCAGCAGCCCUGGCUACAAUCUCCUCAGGCGCAUGGUGCCUCUGGGGCUGGCCAGGGGGUGCUCUCCAGGCCCCUGAGGGGCAGUGGGAGGAGGCACCUCUCUUUGGGGCAGAGGGAGCAGCUCAGAGACCAGGGACGGCAGCAGCAGCUGCCCAGAGGACUCCCAAGGAGAGAGGGGAGAGGAGGCUGAGGGAACACUCCACAUGGGAAGGCAUUUGAAAAAGGAUGAGAGGCUGCCCGCUCUGCAAGCAAGGGGUGACAUAACUGGGCUCCUGAGUCCCACAGGGGAGCCACAGAAAGAAUGUAGUUGGUCAAGGGACUCGUGGACUCCAAAAGGGUGAAAGCCUCUGCACUAUGCUUAUAAGGAUGAGAGGACUGUGGGAAAGCCUGCAAGAGUUAGGUGCUCCCCUGCCCUUGCUCAUUUGUUAGAAUGAAAUUGGGAAAUUUCAAAGUUUUUUUUAAAGCAAUAAUAGGCAUAACUUUUAAUCUAGAAUAUGUCAUUUCGGAAUGCCAUGAUUAUGCAGCGUAUAAAGUGGACUGCCUGUAAGCAGAGCAUAUUGCAUUUAGUGUGAGCUUUACUACAUAUCUUGUGUCCUUCUUCAAGGCUUCUUCAAAAGCCUAUAGCCUUUCAGAGUGCAGUUCUUCAGUAUAAGAUUGCACUCUGGACCUUCUAAAUAGAGUAUUAUUGACUGCAUAACCUGUGCUGCAUCUAACAGGGUUCAUGACUCGUGAGGAGCGCAAGAAAUACGAGAACCUGAACACUUCCUACAACAGAUACUGGGUCCCCUGUGUCUGGUUUACCAACUUAGCUGCACAGGCACGCAAAGAAGGCCGCAUCCGUGAUAACUGUGCUCUCAAGUUACUCAUGGAGGUGAGGUGGUAAAUCCUUGUCCCCCAGACUAUAGAUGUAAUAGUUCUUCUGUAUUUAUACCUUUGACACCUGAGAUGUGUGUUUUCAGGGCCCACCCUAUUCCUGUGAUCAUAAUAUGAUUUAACUGUUUUUAAUUUAAGCUGUUCACCUGCGAGUCAAGGGUGGGUUAUAAAUUUGAUGAUGAUAAUAGGAGCACCUCCAGAACAAGAGCCUUUAGGGCAAGGUUUCUUUUGUGACCCAUGCUCCCUGUUAGCUUACAUAAAAAUCUGACCCUUCCUGUCAAGCCUGGCUUCUCUAAUUGUUUUAUUAAAAUUUAGAAAUGGAUUUCUAUACUGGAGAGCUCAGUCACCUAAAAAAAAAUAAAAUUCCAAGAAGUGUUCAAGAGCAAACAUUACCAGUUUUAGCUAUCGUGUUUCGCAACAGGUAAAAUGGAGGCUUGCAUUGUGUAUGUGGCAAUAUUGAAUCAUUUUGUUCUAAUGUUUAAUACUAGGCUAUUGUGCAAGAGUAAUAUUUACUUGAAUUUAUAAAACUUACGCAAGAUAUAGUAGGUGUUGCAUAUGUGUUUGUAUAUAUUUAAAAGAAGCUUGGUACAUGUACUGUGAUUAGUCUCCGAGGUAAUCCCUCAUAUGUACUGGGUGGAGAUCUUGAGAACAGCUACCGUUGCUGAAUUUGGAAUAUGCCUUCAUCAUGUGGCAACUGGAAAUAAGCACACACAUGUCAUUUCUGCUGCCAGGGGAAAAAAGGCUAAGUUGUGUUCAGUUAAGGAGCAUAUGGUUGUUGUGAUAGAUGCCACCUAUUGAAACAACAUCACUCAUGUGACAAACUAUGCCCCACCCCACCCCAAAAAUUAAUGAGUUUUCUCACCAGGGGUGAUUGUGGAUAUAUAAUUGGUAAUUAUUGCCUGAAGGGAAAAUCCAGAUUAAAUAAAAAAAAAAAGGAUGGGCUUGCAUUUUUAUGAUGGUGGACAUCUUGUGGACUCAGUGAAAAACAUAUGUGCAUGAGCAGUACCAAUUGCAUAAUAAACUCUCUUGUGACUGGAGCCUAAAUUUCAGUUUAUUGGCCUUCACUCAGCCCAUUACCAAUUCAAGACACCAGUUCAGCACUUUCACUGCUUCAUGUGACUCAGGUGAAAAUUAGACUAGAGUUGGGUGUCAUCUGCAUAUUGAUGACACCCCACCCAUAAUCUUCAUACGACCUCUCCCAAUAGCUUCAUACAGAUGGUGAAAAGCAUGGUAUACAAAGUGGAAUUCUUGGGGACCUUUCAACAUAAAUGCCAUGGGGUCUCCCAGCAUCAUCUUCUGGAAGUGGCCUUCCAAGUAGGAGUGGAACCACUGGGACAUCAUAUUUCCAGUCCCCAACCCUGAUAACCUAUUCAGAAGGAUACCAUAGUCAAUGGUAUCAAAGGUCCAGGAGAAUUAGCAGGGUCGCAUUCCUUCUGUGUUUCUCCCAGCAUAGAUCAUCCAUCAGGACAACCAAAGCUGUUUCUGAGCUGAAAGCAGGUCUGAAGAUGGACUGAAAAGUUUUAGUUAGGCAGAAGUUUCAGUGCUUAGCCCUUAGAGAUGGCUGUUUUCUUCCUUCAGGAACUGAAUCUUUUUCGCGGAAACUGCAGCAUGCUCUACCACUAUGAUUGGAUCAGUGUACCACUAGUCUACACUCAGGUGAGUUAAGGACCCAAAGCAGUCAGCAAGCCCAACUACAUCCAUUUGGGAUCAUAUGAUGAACCACCUGCUUCCAAACAUUGGUAGUUAUUUCACCCAAAGGCAUGCAUAGAGUCAAAAGCACUGAAGCCACUGAACAAACACAUCAUAUAUCAGGGAAUUUGCAUCCCAGCUAAGUUUAACACAGCCCAAAACGGCACAUCUAGCCCAGCGGUAAGCCCAGCCCCACUCCAGAAAAUUCAUCACACUAUGGAGCAAGCCUUAUAUGUAGAGCAGCAACGCACAGAUCCUAAUAUUAUAUGAGGACAGCUGAGGUUUAGCUAUUCUAAAGCACAUUUUGAGGAUCUCAUGCUAGAUUAAGCCAGAGCAGCCUCUAGCUGUGUGCUUACAAUCACUAUUUCAAGGAAUGUACUCAGGAUCAUUAAAACAAAAACCCAGUUAUCUGGCUUUGACACACACUAAAUGCCUUUAUAUAGUCACAUUUAGGGUGAUUAAAGAGGAAUAACAUGUUUCUUCUCCUUCAGUAUGUUUAUAUGGGAAGUAGUGGUACUAAUUCGCACUAGCAACUGAGUAUGGUGUGAAGGAUCUUAACUCAUUCCUAUUUAUUCAAGAAUGAAAAGCUGCUGAAAAUUAGAAACUCUGCCCUAUUUAAUACAAACAUACAUUAGGACAAGGUUGAACCUCUUAUAUUACUGCUGCUUAGCAUCCCUGAUUCCUUGCACAGAGGAUAAAUUAUUAGGGAUUAAAUCACAGAUGAAUUGUUUGGUCCUCAGUAAACAGCCCAUAAGAUUGAACUAGGGCUAAAAAACAGGGCUCUUAAAUUCUGCAACUCAUCCCCCCCUUCAGCCUCUCUACCUGCUUUUUCUUGCUCUGCUCUGACAGGUGGUUACCAUUGCUGUGUACAGCUUCUUCGUUUCUUGUCUGAUUGGGCGGCAGUUCCUUGACCCAGGCCAGGGCUACAAAGGACAUGACCUGGAUCUGUGGGUCCCUGUUUUCACCCUGCUGCAAUUCUUCUUCUAUGUUGGGUGGCUAAAGGUAUGGCAGACAGGAGGUAGUUUAAGAUGUGUAAGGACAGUCAUUAUUGGGACACUUUCCUACAGAUUAGGAAAUAAAUCAGGGGCAGAGGGAUGGUCCAUGAAUCAGCUGCUGGGUGAUUUAACAAGUGUCUGGAAGGAAGGAAGGAAGGAAGAAAGAGAGAAUGUUUAAUACUGCACACCUUUGCCAUGUCUGUUACCAUAUUGAUGGCAACAAAUAAGGAGGCUGGCCACAAGUGUGUCCCUCUUUUGACUGUGCCUCUAAAUACCUUACAGGUGGCUGAGCAGCUCAUCAACCCUUUCGGGGAGGACGAUGAUGACUUUGAAACCAACCUGCUGAUUGACAGGAAUUUCCAGGUAACUCUGCCCUCCCCUUUUCUGCUGAAUAAAGCAACACUUCUAAAACAGACCAAGGAUGCUUCCAGAACUGGGCAACUUAGCAGCACCCGAUUAUUGCUUUUGUAGUGGGAAUUGAAUAGCAAAUCAGCAUUCAGACACCUAGUACGUGGGCAUUCUGUCUUCCUCGUGGAUUCAGAUGUUGGAACAAUAUUUUUUUUUACUGGUUAAACAUUCCCUUGCCCUCACUGAACUCCCAAUCAUGUGAAGGAUUACCUUCCACUUGGAAAUCUAAAACUAGGCCCUACAUGUCAGAUUUCCAUACUGGUGCUGGAGGAGACUCUUGAGAGUCUCAUGGACUGCAAGAAGAUCAAACCUAUCCAUUCUUAAGGAAAUCAGCCCUGAGUGCUCACUGGAAAGACAGAUCCUGAAGCUGAGGCUCCAAUAUUUUGGCCACCUCAUAAGAAGAGACGACUCCCUGGAAAAGACCCAGAUGUUGGGAAAGAUUGAGGGCACAAGGAGAAGGGGACGACAGAGGACGAGAUGGUUGGACAGUGUUCUCGAAGCUACCAGCAUGAGUUUGACAAAACUGCGGGAGUGGAAAACAGGAGUGCCUGGCAUGCUCUGGUUCAUGGGGUCAUGAAGAGUCGGACACAACUAAACGACUAACCAACAAGCAUGCAUACACCUAGGCUAGUAUUCACUUACUUUGGUGGUGACUCCUGAAGUCCUCCCUUCCUUUGCAGGUCUCCAUGAUGGCAGUGGACGAGAUGUAUGGGGACCUGCCUCUUCUGGAGAAGGACCGGUACUGGGAUGCCUCCAACCCCCGAGCCCCAUAUACUGCAGCCACCGUUUUCCUCUUGCAACAGCCAUCGUUCCAGGGUUCCACUUUUGAUAUGACGUAAGCCAAACUUCUCAUUCUGUGGCAAGGAAAGGGAAUGACGGUGGUCCUGGUUGGGUAGAGGGUUGGGGAGAGAAGGAGGGAUUCCGUGGGAACAGUUUUCAGUCCGUGAAACUGGAGCUUGCUUUCUCCUUUUGGCCAUUCCUCCCUGCUCAUUUGGGGUAGGGCGAGGGCUCUUCUUCCGGCGCACAUGGAGCCCCUGUUGGUUGCACAAAUUCAGAUCCCCAUUUAUACUACGCCAUAGAUAUCCCCUCUCAUUCCAGAGCACUAGUGUGGUGUCUGAGGGCAAUAAGGAAGAUCCCUGCACCACAAAGCAAGCUCUUCUGCAACUUGCGGUGGUGAAGCUACUCCCUUUAACUACUCCCCUCCUCGAUUUCCAGCCUAGCCAAGGAAGACAUGCAGUUCCAGCCCCUAGAGGACAUCGCAGAGGGCUAUGAACACAGCCGCCAUGUCCCUGCACACCUCUUGAACCGCCUGCUAUCCACAGCCCCCGCGCCUGGCGGCUUUGGACGUCGGCUGUCUUUGCUGAGGCGCAAGAACAGCUGUGUUUCCGAAGCAUCCACUACCUACAGCUGCCUCUGUCAGGAUACACAGACCACGGACUGUACCUGUGGGCCUUCUGGGCAGUCUGUGCCCAUCAAUAGCAUUCACUUCAGCUCUGAGGGGGAGGGAGACCUUGGGCCUGAUGCCACUGGCCUGGGCACGGAGACACACAAGGACCUCUCUGAGGAUCCCGCCGGCGAGCCCAGUGGCCCAGCUCAGACCUUGCUAGGCCAUGACAGUGCUGUGGCCAACCCCCAGGAUCCAGUGCCCCUUGUGGACAUGUCUGUCCCUGCAGCAACAGAUACCGACUCGUCUCAGCCUCUCCUAGACCACGGCUCUUCAGAUGCCCCCUUCUUUCACAGCUCAAAGGAGGCCUCCAGCAAGGGUCUUCCGCCAGCCAAUUACCCCCACUGGCUGCAGAGCCCUAUCGAGGAGGAGAAUGUGGCAUAAGCUAUUACUUCAGCCUCCACAGGGUUGAGUGGAGCCAUUACGAAGGGUAGCCCAUGGGACGGUUCAAUCUUAGGCCUCAGGACAGGAAAUCAGUGAAGACUGAUAGUCCUUGCAGCUGCUAAAGGGAAAUUUGAAUUGGUGGCCCCUGCUAGACACCUGGUUUUUAAUGACACAUUGUAAUGUGGGGCCACUUCAUAAGGAGUCAGGAGGAUUCUGUUAAUCAGGCCUCUGUUUCUGUCCCCCCCCCCACGUGUUCUUGACUUGCAUCUGCAGCCCCUAACUGAACAUGCAGGGGCAAUCAUGGGCACUGAGCUACUCCUGAAGGUACUAUUCUGUCCUAUAUUUACCCAAAGCCGCAGCUGGUUAUUGCAUCUCAUUCCUUUCUGUAAUCAUCAGAUGGUGAACAUGGAAGGAGGUAAUCACUUCUGCGCUUACUACUACCCAAAUGCCUCAGUGUGGAUCUACUAUGUUUUAAAAUUCAUGCUUUUCUAGUAUUUUAUUAAAUGGUAUUUUGUCUAGAGUAAUGUUUUGUGGCCUGCCCUUUAAACCUCCAAUGUAUAUGUCCAGUCAUACUGAAUACUAUUAAGAGUUCUGUAGGUCUAGAAGUGAAUUCCGAUAGGCACAAAUUAACUUGCCUGGAUCAGACCAAUGUUCCAUCUGGCUGAUUAUAUGUAUGUUUUGGUGUUACAUGUGAACCCAGCAUCCUUCCUCAGCCAUGCUUUGUUCAGCCACUCCACCCGAAAUACUCACCCAGCCAACAAAUUGUACAAGGCAAGAGCAGAUAGGAAAUGUAUUCCAAUAGCUUCUGGAAACUAGAUUGGGGAACCCCUGGUUAACUAUGACCAUGCUGGUUAGGGCUCCAGUCACAGUCCUCACAUCCUCUCCGAAGCCCAUAAAAGGCAAGGGAACCUGACUGAGCAGCUACCUCUUUGCCACUGCUUGCACACUUGGAGCAGCAGGGAGAAAAAGGGAUAAUGGGGAAAGGAAAUUAAAACCUCUCUGAAAUUUCCCCACCCACCGCGCAACUAAGCUGCUCAGAAGAGAGUUGCAGUGACAAAGAGAAGCUGCUCCAGUGAUUCUCUGUGCACUAAAAAAGUACCUGCUCCCUUCAAAUGAAAAGAGAUGGAAACAGGUCUGUGGGUGGGGUGGGGGAGCCGGGUAUACUUGCUCCAGGCCUCAGAGGGGUCAUGGCAGGCGCUGUCAUGCCAAGAAUGCCCUGGGUCUCCCAGUCAACUGGGGAGAGCCUCAGACAAGCUGUACAUGGGCCUGGAGGGCAAUGUUGGGAGCUGCCGAUUCAGUCAAGAUAUCAGUCUGUCCAUAGCAUCAGAUCCUUUGGAUUCCUCUUAGUGCACAGAGAAAAAGGGCUCAUAUGCCGUGUAUUGUUAUCCUACCUGAUUCUGUGUUGUGUUAACUGGUACCUCAGUAUACUAGGGAAGAAAGUUACUUGUAGUUCAAGCCUUCAGUAAGUACUGCAGAGGAUAGUGAGACUAAAUUUAAUGGUGGAUCACAUUCUAAGAACCUUUAAACCAUCUUUUAUGGUAGUAUUUAGCUAGGAGCAACAGGAGACAUUCCCCUUAGGGCUGGGUGCUUGCUGUGAAGCCAAAGGGGACCUCUAACUCUAAAAACUCCAUCAGCAACAGGGACAACCACACAUCGAUGUACGGAGGAUGUGCUUCUUUAACAAAUGCUCUAUUGCUGCUCUUAUGAUGGCUUCCCAAUUGAAAAUGCUCCCUUUUGAUAAAUAAAUCAACUGCCACUG
This is a messenger RNA of Podarcis lilfordi (Lilford's wall lizard), 23184 nucleotides long. The record is from the annotation of a GenBank genome assembly. Lineage: Eukaryota; Metazoa; Chordata; Lepidosauria; Squamata; Lacertidae.